Messenger RNA from Pseudogymnoascus destructans, 1026 nucleotides. RefSeq lists its product as uncharacterized. The record is from RefSeq and is a predicted model, not a curated record. NCBI's taxonomy places the organism in Eukaryota, Fungi, Ascomycota, Leotiomycetes, Thelebolales, Thelebolaceae. Gene Ontology annotation, cellular component: mitochondrion; cytoplasm. Gene Ontology annotation, biological process: nucleobase-containing compound metabolic process. The coding region runs from base 214 to 1026 and encodes 270 amino acids. Gene Ontology annotation, molecular function: AMP kinase activity; ATP binding. The transcript is spliced from 2 exons.
AAUUCAACACCUUCACCAUGCUUCACUCUUGAAUAACGCAGUUCCGGUUGGGCUCCAGGACGGAUAGUUUCCACCUUACAACCGACGGACGGAUAUCAGCGGACCAUUAUUAUCAUCUUUCGGCUACUCUACAAUACUUAUAUUCUUAUAAUUACCUUCAACCACCACGUCAACGCGCCUCUCCCUCGUAACAUCCAUAAACAACAUCCCACAAUGAAGCUCUCCAAGGCAGCCCGCAUCAUCCUCGUCGGCGCCCCAGGCGUCGGCAAAGGCACCCAAUCCGCGCGCCUCCAAACCGCCUUCGCCCAACUCUCCGCCAUCUCCUCGGGCGACCUCCUGCGCACGCACGUCCAAAACCGCACCCCACUCGGCAUCCGCGCCGAAUCCGCCAUCAAAGCCGGCUCUCUCGUCCCCGACGCCAUGAUCCUGCGCCUCAUCCUCGCCGAGCUCAAAGACCGCAACUGGCUCUUCACGGGCCGCCCGGAGCAACCAUACACGCUGAACUCUAGCUCCUCUGCGGGUGGGGAAGAUGCAGUGUUCGUCGCGGGGGAUAUGCUUGAUACGCCGUCGCUGCUGGCGAGCUUUCCGGAGCCGAGGACGUGCGAUCAGCCUAGUUCGUCGUUUAUUCUUGAUGGGUUUCCGAGAACGGCGGAGCAGGCGGUGCAGUUGGAUAAUUUGGUGCCGAUUAACCUUGUCGUGCACCUCGAUACGCCCUUCAGCGUGAUCAUGGACCGGAUCGCAGGCCGCUGGGUUCACGCGCCGUCGGGUAGGAGUUACAAUACGAGUUUCAACGCGCCGCGCGUGCCGGGGCGCGAUGAUGUGACGGGGGAGAGGCUGACGAAGCGCGCGGAUGAUGAUGAGGGGGUUUGGUUGGAGAGGUUGGAGAAGUUUAAGGAGACGAGUGAGCCGUUGCUGGAGCAUUAUGCAAGGAAGGGGGUGUUGUGGAGGGUGGAGGGGCGGACGAGUGAUGAGAUUACGCCGAAGUUGCAUAAGGAGUUUGCGAGGCGGUUUGCGCUCAGGGAUUGA